AUGCCAUCAGGUGAUGACCCCAUCCACGGUGCAUCGGGGUGGAUAAGGAAGCCACAGGGAUUAGUGGUUAACCUCCCUUGUAGUACAGUACUCUUCUACAGCUGCAGGUUCCAUGUGAAGGCCCCUCCUCAUGUCUGCAGUCUGAUGGCUAUAGGGACAUCAUGUGGUGCUGCUGAUAUUCAGUGUAGACAAAAGAGGAGGCAGAGGGUCUCAGCCUGUAACUAUGAAGUGGCAGCUGUGGGGGAGGAGGAGCAUCUGUGUGUGGACAGGUUUUCGGCACUCUCUUUGCUGGUUCUCACUCCAUUUCCUGAAUUUAGUGUCAUAUCUAUGUUGGAUGACAUUACAGUUGGAUACUGUGAUUCAGAGACAAACAGCUGUGUUCCAAGAGGAAAUACGACAAAUGAAGAUGAGGAGGUUGAUCUCAUAAGUUAUGACAUAAAGGAUUAUUUGCAACCCUUUUCAAAAACAUUAGUAGUAAGGUAUAAGAACAAAACAGAAGGACCUGUAGUUCAUCAGAUGUUGAUUCUGUGUGACAUCUCAGACAAUGACAAACCUGGACAAUUGAUCACUAAAGUUGCUUUUCAAGGCUCCACUACAGAUGAAAUGCGUUUUUUUGAUGAUACAAUAACAUAUCAAGGUAUAAAAAAAAUGACAACACUACAUCUAGAGAUAAAUGUAUAAAUGUAUAAAUGGCACUAUGCGACUACACACUACCCACGCUGCACAGUCCGUCUCAGAAAGUACCUAAAAAAGAGAGGAACUCAAGGGAUGAGGAGAGUGAAACCACAAGUCAGACUCAUCCAAAAAGCAAACUCAGAUUCUGGAGGAUUUCGUGUGAGUUGUUUGGCAACAGGAUUUUACCCACGUCACAUCAACCUGACCCUGUUCAGAGACGGACAGCCUGUAGCUGAUCAUGAGAUCACUGGAGGAGAUCUGCUGCCCAAUGGUGACGGGACGUACCAAAUGAGGAAGAGUCUGGAGAUCAGUGCUGCAGACAAACGCAAAUACACCUGCUCUGCCACACACCUCAGUCUGGACAACAAACUGGAUGUCACUUUGGAGUUUGAUCAUGGGGAACCAUUUAAAUCAGUGAUUCCCUCAGUUCUGACGGUUUUGGCUCUGAUGUUGGUGUUUGGAGUGGCAGCUGCUAUAAUUGUAUGGAAAAGACGACGUGCAGCAUCUGAAGAAAGCAUGCACAAACAAUCAGAAAUGAUGUGA
Molecule: messenger RNA, 1218 nt
Organism: Labeo rohita (rohu)
Lineage: Eukaryota; Metazoa; Chordata; Actinopteri; Cypriniformes; Cyprinidae
Product: major histocompatibility complex class I-related gene protein
Biological process (GO): immune response
Cellular component (GO): external side of plasma membrane
Source: RefSeq, a predicted model, not a curated record